AGUGGUUACGACCAAACUAAUUCUUAUAAUUGAAGGGUUAACAUGAAAACUAAGUAGGUUGGGCCUAAUUAAUAAAAAAUAUCACGAAAGGGGUUAAGGAAAAUAAGAAUUAUCAACUCAUGUUCAGUUACCUUGACCAAAUUAACUGAUAACAAAUGGACAAAUACGACUGGCGUUCGCACAUAAAAAUCAACAUUUUGGUGUUGCGUUUCCUGGGCUUGUGGCCCAAAAACACCUAUCACGGAUUUUACAUUUUUCACUUGAUUUUCAUGAUGGGUACGUUUCUUUUAGGCCAUUUAUUUUUCCAAGCCGCAAAUAUUUAUUUCAUUCGAACGAAUCUCGAAGCAGUGACUGGGACCAUUUAUGUGCUUCUUGUUGAAUCACUUGUGGUGUUUAAAGUUUACCAUUUGGUCAAAAACAUGGCAAUGUUUAAACAACUGUUGGAAAUUUUGGAUACAGAAAUGUUUCAACCGAAGAAUAAGAAACAAAUUGUGGCAAUUGACGAGACAAUUCAUGUCUGGAAAACAAUUUACAAGUCGUUUCUUUACACUUGUUUUGGUACAAAUGCCUUUUGGGCCAUUUAUCCACUUUUGGAUAAAUCUGAAGGCGGGAAACGACUUCCCUUCCUGGCUUGGUAUCCUUACAAUACGACCAUAACACCACUUUAUGAAAUCACCUACGUUUAUCAGAUCGUGAGCGUUAGUUUUAUCACAACAGUUCACGUAAAUGUUGACGUUUUGGUGGCUGCCUUAAAUAUUUUUAACGGAAGCCAGUUUGAAAUACUUUGCGAUAAUUUAAAAAACCUUCACAAUGGACCUGUUAAGGAGAAUUUAAUCGAAUGUAUCAAGCAUCACAAAGAAAUUCUAAAAUUUGCAGAACGUUGUAAUAAUUUUCUAAAUUGGAUUUUGCUGGUCCAGUUUUUUAUUUUCGCAGUCUCGAUUGGAAUCACCAUGUUUCAGCUAACUUUAGUCAUCCCAUUUUCGACCGAAUUUUACUCGCUUCUGACUUAUGGGAUGGCAAUAAUAUUGCAAAUUUACAUGUACUGUUGGUUCGGAAAUGAAGUAGAAAUAAAAAGCAAUAAAAUUCCAUACGCCGCUUUUGAGUGUAAUUGGGUGGAUUUUUCGCCGGAAGUUAAGAAAAAUUUGAUUUUCUUCAUAAUGAGGGCCCAGAAGCCAGUUAAAUUAUCAGCUUUGAAUUUGUUUUAUCUUACACUGGACACUUUCAUGAUGAUUAUUAAAACUUCGUGGUCUUACUUUGCUCUUCUGCACCAAGUUAGUUCUAGGAAAUAAACAUUGCUCAUCAGAGAAAGAAAAAUAAAUUAAAAGAUGACGAAGAUUAAGGUUAUUUGAGAGUUAUGUAAAUACUGCACAAAAAUUUAGCAAAUAUAUAUUA
This is a messenger RNA of Tribolium castaneum (red flour beetle), 1392 nucleotides long. RefSeq names its product odorant receptor Or1. The record is from RefSeq and is a predicted model, not a curated record. Gene Ontology annotation, cellular component: plasma membrane. NCBI's taxonomy places the organism in Eukaryota, Metazoa, Arthropoda, Insecta, Coleoptera, Tenebrionidae. Bases 156 to 1289 code for a protein of 377 amino acids. Gene Ontology annotation, biological process: sensory perception of smell; detection of chemical stimulus involved in sensory perception of smell. The transcript is spliced from 4 exons. Gene Ontology annotation, molecular function: odorant binding; olfactory receptor activity.